GUUCUUGUACUGUGCUCGCGUCGACCCGGCAUUGUGCCACGGCUCAUGGUAGCCUGGGGUCCGGUUGACAACUAAUCCCAAGAUUUGACGUAGGCACUAGUUUUUACGAAAGCGACUGCCAUCUGACCUUCCAUCUGGCCUUGUUGGGAUUAGUCCGGAUUGCAAGACGCACGCUCUUACCGCUAGGCCACCAACGCUUCCAGGAAUACUUAUAAUAUGACAUGAAAUUUAUACCAUAGUUAUAAUUAAGGUUAAUGAACUAAAGAACUCCCGGUACUUAAGAGGAAAGGGGACGGUCGCUUCUCCAUACAAACGUAGUCCCCAUUUUCCUUUCUGGAUACUCAAUUAUAAAGCCUGCACCUAACAAACGUCUUUUUUUGACUUAGUGGGUGACUGGUAGAGAAUGCCUUAAGGCAUUAAGUCCAUCAUUUGUACUUUAUACUUUAUGUGCAAUAAAAGUAUAAAUAAAUAAAUAAUAUGUAAUUUAAUAAUAAAGAACCCUACCAAUUAUUCCAGUUCGACUUUUACUAUAGAGUUAGUAAGACUACUUGUGUCCUGUGGCCCCACUGUGGUGUGUGUGUGUGUGGGUAUAUACCCAUUGUGAUGAAUCUCCACUUUAUAUACAUUCUUACCUAUUUACUCCUCUGGCGCAGCGACCCAAAGUGUGUCUUGGCCUCCAACACAACUACUCGCCACUGAUCCCAAUCCCGUGCAGUUUCUCGGCAAAUAAAUAAAUUGUUGAUAGGAAAAAAUCAUUGAAAGCGCAAAAAAGGUGGUACCUACCUAAACAUUAUAAUACUGUAUAUUUUCAUACAAUUUAAAAACUGUCUGCUGUGAAACUAUUAAAUCACUGUUAAAACACGUAAUAAGUAAUAUCACUCCGCAGACAAACAUUAUGAUAAGACGUAUGAUAAGACGUUAUCAUCACACCGAAACCACGUUUGUAUCACUCCGACUAAUUUGUUUUACUUUACUUAUUAUAAUUAUGUACUAUACUAGUUUGUAAAAGUCAUCCGUAUUCGACAAAAAAUCUCGUGUCUGUGACCUCGCGGUUCGUAAUAUAUACGGACACACAGAUUUAUUUUACUGAGUUGUUAAAGUCCGGUGGUUAGUGGUUUCGAAUACGUAUACCUUUAUCAGCGAAAGAGAGUUAACCAUGAGCCGAUUGAUUGCGCUUGUGUGUGCGUUAGUUUGUUCGAGCGACGCGGCCAGGAUCUUAGCCGUGUUUCCAACACCUUCAAUAAGCCAUCAAGUAGUCUUUAGACCAUUAACAUACGAACUAGCAAGAAGAGGUCAUGAAGUAACCGUCAUCACAACGGACCCAGCCUUCCCAAAAGGAGAAGCUCCAGGAAAUUUGACAGAAAUCGACGUACACGACAUGUCGUACGAAGUUUGGAGAAAAAUAAUAGCAAACCUUAGAAACGGUGAUAAAAAUGAAGUAAAAAGCCAAGUUAAUGUUUUCAGUGAAGCGUGUCUUGCAAUAUUCGAGAAACAAACUGCUGUUGCUGAAGUACAAGACAUUAUUCAGAACAAGAAUAACAGUUUUGAUUUGUUGCUAGUAGAAGCUUGGGCACGGUUUGCUCUUGGAUUCUCACAUGUUAUCAAAGCGCCAGUUAUAGCUGUAAGUUCUUUUGGUGCUAUUUUAGAUAAUUAUGACGUCAUUGGAGCGCCGAUACAUCCCCUGCUUUACCCUCAAGCACUAGCUACACGUGUUUACAAUCUAUCACUCUGGGAGAAAGUUACACAAUACUACACUUAUUUUUCUAUAAUGAACAACUUCCGAAACUCAGAAAAACAUGAAAAUGCGGUUCUAAGAAGGAUUUUUGGUGAAGAUACUCCUCCUCUGAGUGAAUUACAGAAUAAUAUUGGUAUGAUGUUCAUCAAUAUUCACCGUUUAUGGGAAGGAAACAUACCUGUUCCCCCUAGCGUGAUUCACAUUGGAGGAAUGCAUCAGAAACCAGAACAGGAUUUACCACAGGAUCUAAAGCAGUAUCUCGAUUCUUCCAAGCAUGGCGUGAUCUACCUCAGUUUUGGCACAAACGUUGAUACCUCCGCUCUGCCCAGAAAAAAGAUCCAGUCCAUUAUAAACGCGUUUUCACAACUACCAUACGAUGUGCUCUGGAAGUGGAACCAAGACGAGCUCCCAGGCCGAACGCAGAAUAUUAAGAUUUCAAAAUGGUUCCCGCAAUCUGACCUUUUAAGACAUCCAAAAGUCAAACUUUUCAUAACGCAAGGAGGUUUACAAUCAACGGACGAGACGAUCACUGGAGGGGUACCAGUAAUAGGCAUUCCUAUGAUUGGCGACCAAUUUUACAAUGUGGAAAAGUAUGAAUACCACAAGAUAGGAAAGAAAAUAUACCUUGAGGAUCUCAACGAAGACAUGCUGAGGAGUGCAAUAAAAGAUGUUAUUGAGGAUAAAAGUUACCGAGAAAACAUUAUCCGUCUAAGGACCCUAAUGAACGACCAACCAACAUCAUCCCUAGAGCGCGCCAUCUGGUGGACGGAGCACGUACUUCGCCAUGGCACUAAGCAUCUCCGCGCGCCCGCCGCUAACAUGCACUGGUUUGAAUACUACGAUGUGCAACUGGUUGUUAUUGUACUGUGCGCUGUUUUAACUGUGAUAUUAGUGGGUUGUAUAGUAUUGCGUAAGAUUGUUAAGCUGUUUACGAGUAGUAUUAAAGUUAAGAUUUUGUAGAUUUAUGAGCAGGGCCCGUAGUUAUCAUGCCGUUGACGCAAAAAGGACGUAAUUUAACAUACAGGCAGUUGUUUUACAAUACUACAAAUUUAGAUAACUUACUUAUUGACGGGUAUCAAAAUAAAUACUUGUUACGAGAAUAAAAGCUUGUUACGCUGUUAAAAAUCAAAAAUAUGUAUUAUUUAAUAAAUUAAUAAUCUAUUAUUUAUUUGAGUGACAAAAAGAUGAAAGUCAGUUAGACGUUUCUGUACUGAUUGUCAAGUAUAUGUAUAACUUAGG
Messenger RNA from Cydia pomonella (codling moth), 2974 nucleotides. Its product is annotated as UDP-glucosyltransferase 2-like. The record is from RefSeq and is a predicted model, not a curated record. Bases 1157 to 2695 code for a protein of 512 amino acids. Gene Ontology annotation, molecular function: UDP-glycosyltransferase activity. The transcript is spliced from 4 exons. NCBI's taxonomy places the organism in Eukaryota, Metazoa, Arthropoda, Insecta, Lepidoptera, Tortricidae.